ACACGUUACUUCCGCUCCGACCUGUUGCCAAGUAACGCUUUAGUUGCGCCUCUUAUGGCGCUCGCUGGAUGGUUUUGCCAUAGAUCAUCGCAGUUAUUCUUCGCAUGUGCACGAGAGUGCACUCGUAAGAAUGACGUCGAUUAAAGAUGGAGAAUACACGGCGACGAUCUACAAACUGAUAAAAGAAGGUCAGUACGUGGAGGCCAUUCACAUCCUCAACGCUCAACUGCAGAGACACGCAAAGUCGAGGGCGGCUCUGUCUCUGCUGGGGUUCUGCUACUAUCACAUCCAGGACUUCAGUGCUGCCGCAGAGAGUUAUGAACAGCUCACGCAGCUGCACCCGGAGGUGGAGGAGUACAAGGUGUACCAUGCUCAGUCUCUGUACAAGGCCGGGGCCUAUGCCGACGCCACCAAGGCCAGUUUUCUCCUGGACAACAGCCGCAACCGCAGCAAGAUGUUGAAGCUCCAAGCCUCCAUUAAAUACUGUGAGGAGCAGUACUCCGCUGCCAAGUCGCUCCUGGAGCAGCUUCCUCACGAUGAUCCAGACCUUCUCUACAACUCGGGUUGUCUACUCUACCAGGAGGGGAAGUUUGAAGAGGCAUGCAGGAAGUUCACAUCAGCCAUGCAGAUGCUGGGAUACGUGCCAGCGCUGUCCUACAACGUGGCUCUGUGUCACUACAGCCUGAAGAACUUUGUCCAGGCCCACAAGCACAUCGACGAGAUCAUCGAGCGCGGGAUCAGGGAGCACCCGGAACUGAGCGUUGGCAUGACGACGGAGGGCGUGGAGGUCCACAGUGUGGGGAACACGCUGGUGCUGCACCAGAGCGCUCUGAUCGAGGCCUUCAACCUCAAGGCUGCCAUAGAGUACCAGCUCAAGAACUUGAGAGGCGCUCAGGAGGCACUGACGGACAUGCCGCCCAGGGCUGAUCAGGAACUUGACCCGGUCACCCUCCACAACCAGGCACUACUGAACAUGGACACCAAACCCUCCGAGGGUUUUGAGAAACUGGCCUUCCUGCUGCAGCAGCCGUCCUUCCCACCGGUCACCUUUGGGAACUUGCUGCUGCUCUACUGUAAACAUGAGUACUAUGACCUCGCCGCAGACGUCCUGGCUGAAAAUGCUCACCUUACCUACAAGUUCCUGUCGCCCUACCUAUAUGAGUUCCUGGACUCGCUGCUCACCUGCCAAACCGCUCCUAAAGAGGCCUUCAGGAAGUUUGAUGACAUGAACGCCAAACUGACGGAGCAGCUGCGCAAGAUCGCCAAGCAGUUGCAGGAAGCUCGGGUCAAUCGCGACGAUGAAGGGCAGAAGAAAACCCUGCAGGAGUACGACCUGAUGCAGGAGAAGUACGUGGCGGUUCUGAUGGCCCAGGCCAGGAUCUACUGGAACAUGGAGAACUUCCAGAUGGUGGAGAAGAUUUUCCGGAAGUCUGUGGAGGUGUGCAACGAGGACGACACGUGGAAGCUGAACGUCGCACACACGCUUUUCAUGCAGAACAAGUACAAGGAGGCGGCCGGGUUCUACGAGCCCAUCGUCAAGAAGCACUACGACAGCAUCCUGAACGUCAGCGCGGUGGUCCUGGCCAACUUGUGCGUGUCUUACAUCAUGAACAACCAGAACGAGGAGGCCGAGGAGCUGAUGAGGAAGAUCGAGAAGGAGGAAGAGCAGAUCUCGUACGACGACCCAGAUAAGAAGGUCUUCCACCUCUGCAUCGUCAACCUGGUGAUAGGGACUUUGUACUGUGCAAAGGGGAACUACGACUUUGGGAUCUCUCGGGUCAUCAAGAGCCUGGAACCUUAUAACAAGAAGCUCGGGACAGAUACCUGGUUCUAUGCUAAACGCUGCUUCCUGUCUCUGCUGGAGAACAUGUCCAAACACAUGAUCAUGCUGAGGGACGCUGUGGUCCAAGAGUGUAUCCAGUUCUUGGAGCACUGUGAGGUCUACGGGAGGGAGGUGCCAGCGGUGCUGGAGCAACCUCUGGAGGAGCGACUGGCACACGUCGGAAAGAACACGGUCACCUACGAGGCCCGACUGCUCAAGGCGCUUUUCUACGAGGUCAUCGGCUGGAACAAGUGAUGUCAUCGCCUGAUGCCCCACUGACGGAGUCACAACAUAAAUAGCUCUAUUUAUUAAAACAUGGCGUUAGAUGUGUUGUUUUA
Messenger RNA from Synchiropus splendidus (mandarinfish), 2160 nucleotides. RefSeq names its product fleer (gene ift70). Gene Ontology annotation, molecular function: protein binding; intraciliary transport particle B binding. The record is from RefSeq and is a predicted model, not a curated record. Bases 131 to 2077 code for a protein of 648 amino acids. The transcript is spliced from 19 exons. Gene Ontology annotation, cellular component: axonemal microtubule; intraciliary transport particle B. Gene Ontology annotation, biological process: intraciliary transport. NCBI's taxonomy places the organism in Eukaryota, Metazoa, Chordata, Actinopteri, Syngnathiformes, Callionymidae.